Molecule: messenger RNA, 618 nt
Organism: Trichoderma atroviride IMI 206040
Lineage: Eukaryota; Fungi; Ascomycota; Sordariomycetes; Hypocreales; Hypocreaceae
Source: RefSeq, a predicted model, not a curated record
AUGGGCCAAGCCUCAGGAGACAAUGGCGAUGGCGAAGACGAUGUAUAUGAUCCAGAUUCAAGUCAUGCACGGGGCGCAGCGGGAGGUCUACAAGAGGCCUCAGCUGGUCGGCCGCCGUUUUUGACAAUGGCCGUUGACAACUUCUAUCUGCAGCAAUAUCAACUUGGUGCAUAUAUUUUCCAAAUCCAGAGUCUGAAUGACUCGGCUGGAGGUCUGCUAGAGGCCUCAGCCAUGGCGGGGGGUCUACAAGAAGCCCCAGCCAUGUCAGCCCUGGAGGAGACCUUCUUCCCCUUGCUGGCAUCCGAAGCCUGGCGUUCAUUUGUUACCUCAAAGGACAAGGUGACCGCGCAACCGUUUGGCAUGAAAAUUGCUAGCCGCGCAAGCGUGGACAGCUAUCUUGAAGUGACCUUUACGAUGCCCAUCCUGCAAUCUCGGGAACGUGGUGUUUUCGAAGGCGACAUUCUGCUUGUCUCAGAGGCAGAGAAUCCUCUUGUAUUUAAAUCGGCCAUCCACGAGGCAGAGGGAAGAUCCGCAGGCGCAGUCGAGCACUCGGCGGGGGGUCUACAAGAGGCCCCAGCCAUGUCAGCCCGGCGCACAGAUUCUCCAGAAUCUGAGUGA